Molecule: messenger RNA, 2352 nt
Organism: Macadamia integrifolia
Lineage: Eukaryota; Viridiplantae; Streptophyta; Magnoliopsida; Proteales; Proteaceae
Product: probable amino acid permease 7
Exons: 8
Coding region: 865-2241 (458 amino acids)
Cellular component (GO): plasma membrane
Source: RefSeq, a predicted model, not a curated record
AAAGCUCUAUUGUCUGAUGCUUUAAUGGUUGAAGUCUUGAAGAUGGAUGGUGGUCAGUCUUCCUUCCCAAAACCCACUCAUUCCAGUGUCCAUUCCAGUCCAAUCCAGUGGGUGCGUGAGUUACCGUGAUAUUAUUAGUUCUUUGCCUGAAAUUUCAAAUGGGUUUUGCUGUUGGAGUCCAAAUCCCAAUCCUUUUCUCCACUCCUCUUCUUUUGUUUUGUUGUUUCUGUAUUGAGCUGUAUUUGUGGUAUAAGAUAUUUCUUGGAAAAAAAGAAAGGACAAAAAAUGGGAGGAUCUAUGCUUUAAAAAGGUGAUGCUAGCUCCAGUGCGGCUAGUUGUGGUGGCGGUUCUAUAUCAACCAGAUGUGUGUGUGUGUGUGUGUGUGAGAGAGAGAGAGAGAGAGAGAGAGAGAGAGAUCAGUUUUCUCUCUUCCCAUUUCUCUGGGGCAAUCGUCAAGCUUUGUAGAUGAUUCAGUAAUGUCACAUUGGUCUAUCAGGAGACGAACAGAGUGAAAAUAGUAAAGUUAGUGAGAAGUUAAAGAGGGAAGAGAGACUGGAGGAGGAGGAAGAAACAAGCAGCAGCAAUAUCCCUACUCUUGACUUUAGGGAACUAUUCGCUACCAUUGGAGGCCUGGCAUGGAUUCUACCUUAACCUAGUGAAAACUCAGUGCUGUGGUUAGUCAUUUUUAUAUGAGUGAAGUGAACGUUUGGAUCCCUCCAUCUUAGCUCUCAGGGGAAAUUUCAAUUCUGUUAACUAGAAUGAUGGUCUCUCUCCCCAGCCAAUCACUUUGAUCUUGGGUCAUUUUUACUGCUUCGGAACCUACAAGGCACCCCACCUUGAUUGACUGCUGUGAAUUGGGAAAAUAUGGCAGUCCUACCCUCAAUUGAACCAUCUAAUGAUUCCUGCGACGACAAUGGGCUUCAAAUAAGAACUGGCACCUUAAGGACGGGUGUUGCUCACAUAAUCACCGCUGUUAUCGGUUCUGGAGUUCUAUCUCUAGCAUGGAGCGUUGCACAGUUAGGAUGGAUCGCAGGUCCACUUUCCAUGUUUUGUUUUGCCGUGGUCACCUAUGUUUCUUCUUUCCUCCUCUCAGAUUGUUACAGAUACCCUGAUCCAGUAACUGGAGCAAGACACCACUCUUACAUGGAAGCUGUUAAAACCUACCUAGGUAGAAAGCAAACUUGGAUAUGUGGCCUGCUUCAAUUUGUGAACUUGUAUGGUGUUGGUGUUGCUUAUGUAAUUACCACUUCAACCAGUAUGAGAGCUAUUCAGAGAUCAGAUUGUUUCCACAAAGAAGGACACCGGGCUCCAUGUGCAUAUGGAGAUAACUUUUAUAUGCUUCUGUUUGGAGCAAUUCAGAUUGCCUGUUCUCAGAUACCUGAUUUCCAUAACAUGGAAUUGCUCUCCAUUCUUGCUGCAGUCAUGUCCUUCUCCUACUCUUCCAUUGGAUUUGGCCUCGGCUUUGCCAAAGUAAUAGGAAACGGAAUGGUUAAGGGGAGCAUCUCUGGAGUGCACACAUCUACAACUCCUCAAAAAGUAUGGAAAGUCACUCAAGCACUUGGAGACAUUGCUUUUGCAUACCCAUACUCCAUAAUUCUUAUCGAGAUACAGGACACAUUGAAGUCUCCUCCAGCUGAGAACCGGACAAUUAAGAAAGCAUCAAUGAUUGCGGUUCUCAUUACAACCUUCUUCUAUCUCUGUUGCGGAUGUUUUGGGUAUGCUGCCUUUGGGGACCAGACACCUGGGAACCUCUUAACGGGUUUUGGAUUCUAUGAGCCAUAUUGGCUAGUUGACUUUGCUAAUGCUUGCAUAAUUCUUCAUCUGGUAGGAGGAUAUCAGGUAUAUAGUCAGCCAGUGUUUGCAGUUGUUGAAAGGUGGUGUGCAGAGAAGUUUCCCAACAAUGGGUUUGUGAAUAGUUUUUACACCCUCAGAUUCUCAUUGUUGCCGGUUGUCAGGAUUAAUCUUCUUAGGUUGUGCUUUAGAACCUGCUAUGUUCUAUCGACAACAGGAAUUGCGAUUGCUUUCCCCUACUUCAACCAAGUUUUGGGUGUGUUGGGUGCCCUGAACUUUUGGCCCUUGACCAUCUAUUUCCCUGUGGAGAUGUAUUUCAUUCAGAAGAAGAUACAACCUUGGACAAGAAGGUGGAUCGUUUUUCAGUCUUUCAGUUUUGUCUGCUUGAUUGUGACUCUGGUGACUUUAGUCGGGUCAGUUGAAGGAAUCAUAAGUGCAAAGUUAGGUUAGGAAACCACUGGCACUUCUGAUCAUGUAGAAAGGUGGCUAUUUGAAUUUCAGUGAAUGCUUUUAUUUGUAAUUACAGAUUUAAAGAUAUAAGAAUAAGGUUAUCUUUGUUUC